This is a messenger RNA of Haliotis rubra (blacklip abalone), 3001 nucleotides long. Its product is annotated as leucine-rich repeat-containing protein 27-like. The transcript is spliced from 11 exons. The record is from RefSeq and is a predicted model, not a curated record. NCBI's taxonomy places the organism in Eukaryota, Metazoa, Mollusca, Gastropoda, Lepetellida, Haliotidae. Gene Ontology annotation, molecular function: protein binding. Bases 117 to 1562 code for a protein of 481 amino acids. Gene Ontology annotation, cellular component: extracellular matrix.
GACAGCUUUUCCGCCAUUUUGGACGAGGUGCAAUGUGUGAGAUUUCUUUGGAAAAGAAUAAGACAUCAUGCAUCAACUGAGAAUAUGAACACUUACAGCAUAAUUCUAACGCUAUCAUGACUAAUUUGCAGAAGAGCACCGAAUCAGACCAACUGUCUGAUUCGGGUGCAGAAUCACCGUGUAGUGAACUUCAACAACUUGACAUAGAUCUGGAGUCGAGGGAUGAUUCUCCGAGUGUACGAGCACUUGCCAAAACGCGACAACAAGAGGAGGAAGUGCUACAAAUUAUUAGACAAGUAGAAGCUCUCGGUGCUAACACUUUAGAUCUGAGCAACAAGGGACUUUUGCAUCUACCAGAGGAAGUAUUAGAACUGAAAGGCCUGGAGUACCUGUACCUAGAAGGCAACGAAUUAGCCUACCUACCAGAAGACUUCUUCAGUUGCCUGACGAACCUGAAAUGGCUGGACCUCAGACGGAACUAUCUCUCACGCCUUCCCUCGUCCAGUAUUGGCAAACAUCAGCACCUGCGCAACCUGUUACUGGAGGGCAACAAUCUCCGCACAUUGCCCCUAGAGCUAGGUUUUGUGGGUACCUUGAAUGGCCUCAACAUUACAAACAACCCAUUGGAGUUCCCUCCCCUUGAAGUCCUUGAAAAGGGGACAGUUGAAGUGCUGAGGUUUUUGACUGAAAUGUUAGAGGCCAAAUCUGCCAAGUUUACAAAUGGAGAUUCAAUACUCUUGAGUAAGGAGGACAGCUCCAGUGACGAUGAGUGGGAUGGGUCACUAGGAGAGAUUGCACGCAUGCGACAACGGGCACGCUCAAAACACCAUCACAAGUCAGCAGGGUCCAACCCCGACAUCGGUGGCCUGGUCCCUCACUCAGCAGAGCUGCACAGACCGGUCAGCUACACAGAGAUGAAACAACAGCAUUUAGAGAAGUUGAAGAAAGUCGGAGCUUCGGGCAAGUUGGAGAGUGCUGCAAUCAGGAAUCACCUUCACCGCAAGAGGAGCUCCAAGAGCUUACUGGUGUCACCAAAGAGGAUUCAAGGUCAUGCACAGGGGGACAGAGAUGAACAGAUGUUGAAAGACUGGAGAGACGAAACAAAGAAACUAAAACAAAAAAAAUACUUUGAAAGUCUGCAAAAAGGAACCAAGGAUUUUAUGGAUCCUGCAACACAGGCUCCCUAUGGCUUUGACAAGGAGCAACUCAAGAUGAUGAGCAACGAGGAGAGAAUCAAGCAGGAUGUGAAGACAGCUCAUGAGCGUAUCCGACGUGCAAUAUCCCCCGCAACCAGGCAGAGGGUUGAGGAGGAGAAAGCGGCAAGGAUACGAGAACUUGAGAAACGAAUCAAGGACCACACAUCCAACAUGGUGGACCGGAGGAAACGACCCAAGGGUACCCCCCAGGAAGAGAUGGAGGCAGCCAAGAGGGAAUUAGCUGUGGUAAAGGCCCUGCAGAAAGAUUUGAUGAACCGGUACCAGGAGCUGAAGCUGUGGACAUCAGAUGAUAACCAUCUACGGAUACGCAUAACCCUCCCACCUAUCCAGCAGGGUAAGAUCUAGUGUCGUGUCCAAGUGUUCAGACCGGUGGUGGAAUGUGUGAUUUACCCAGUGUCAAAUACCCCAACUAGGCUUGUACCCAUAACACCAUUGGAAGCUUUGAGACCAACUGUGCAGAUGUAGUUUCAUUAACUUUAGUAAACUUACUGUUUGUUGUGAUGACUGAUAUUGACAGUGUGGAGACAUUACAUCCCAUACCUCAGUUGUGAGAGUUUAAUAUGCCAUGCCUUUAAAUCCCGCUUAUUGAAAUUAUAGCCCAUAUUUAUAGGCAAUGUUUAGAUAGUGAUGAAAAUGGCAUAAACCGGUGCAUUGUCAUUUCCAAGUGGGGCGAAACAAAUAAUGGGUUCGGAAGAAUUAACAACUGUUGCUUCUGUCUGUUUGGUUUUCUCGAUCCCAUAAGCUUCAUCCCACUAUAUAUAUAAAUAACAUGUCAAAGAGUUGUGAGAAUCUGAAAAAACACACAUCUUAAAUAAGCUCUUCUAAAACAGUUAAGGACCCUGAUUGUUUUAUGUAACUGUAGUUAAUCUGAAUGCCCUGACUGAGUAAUCAUAGCAAAGACAUACUUGGACCAUACAGUAUUUAUGUCUUUGAUUACAGUAAUAUACAAAAAUCAGAUGAUCCUUAACUUUUUUGGAGUAGCAUAUUAGCAAAGUUAGAUAUAAUAGACCCAUAAUAAGUUGUUUUGCUGUGAAUAGUCGAUACUUAAUACCAGUGCUGUUAUGUCUUAAGAGGUAGAAUGUCAUGUACAUAUGAAGGUUGUUCUAAGAGGUAAGUGAUCAUUUUGUGAAACCAAUAGUUUUGCCUCUAGGGAUUUGAUGUUAGUGUUUUGUAGUAUGAUAUUUAUAUAUUAAACUCAUUCUCUCUCAUUUUCAGAGUUAGCAAAACUCAGAACACCAAGUGGUAAUUUUUUGUUACAAAUGCCCUUUUCAUUUCUUUUCAAGUCUUGUUAUGCAUAGACUAGCGACAGACCCUCAACCCAGGUGUAAAUUCGGGAUUCCUGCUUAAACCUCACCAGUAGGAUUAAUAUAUAGAUUUCAUCCCAUCGUGUAGUCCUGAGAUAAUACAGAUCCAUAAUCAUCUUACAAGUAUUCAUGCUCUACAAACAUUUAAUGUUUGCUAUGAUAAUUCAGUUCUUCUGAAAAAAUGUCAGUCAACUUCGACAGAAUUAAACACAUCCCAGUAUGAAUGUUUGAGUCAGUUGUUUUCCACAAAGUUGUUACCAGUAAGUGUUGUCAUAGACAUACUGUUUGUAGCUGCUGAUUAUAGUGUUUAUGUUAGAUGAAUGUUAGAAUUUCCUUUUACCUGUAUACUAGCUUGCCUGAACCAAAGGUUCAUGUGAGUUAUAUCCUGGCAGUUCCUUCUAUCCUUCUGCUAUAUUCCAUAAAUCCUCUAAAACCUCUUACCAAAGAACCGGUGAAGAUCCAGGUUAGAAUUGGUCUUCA